AUGGACGACAGCAACCGUGCAACCACCGCUACAGAUAAUUUGGUGUCACCAUCUUCUACCACCACAUCGUUGGCAGCUGCCAUUGUUGCAGCCACCCUCGCCGCGACCUCUCCACAGUCCAGACAGACCCAGUUCUGCGUCAACGAUCUUCUGCAUCCAACAGAUAAGGCUGAAUCAUUACUGGAAUCCUUGACCGCCGAGCAGCUGAGCAUAAUUGAAAAGACGCUGAACAAGAUUAGAGAGAAGAAGAAGACGACGACGACGACGACAGUGAGUCCUCCACUAUCACCAUCAUCAUCAUCAUCAUCAUCAUCACAACAGCCACAGGAUGUAUGGAGUAGUGCCGCCACUCAAGUAGCAAUGGCAUUGGCAGAUGCGAUAUCGGCAGUGGACAAGACCGAUAAUGACAAUGGCGAUGCUGAAAUAUCAACACCACCAUCACCCUCAACAGCAUCAUCAUCGUCAUCGAACACCAAUGACAAUACAAACAGCACUGAUGGAACUGUCUCACACCAUGAGCCCCUCACUGAAAACCGCGACGGGGUCGAAUGGGUCAGCUUUGUGUAUUCGCAUCAUCGGAUCCUUCGACAAUACUGCAUUCGAACGGAUCUGGACAAGGUGAACGUCAACCAACUCGACGAAACGUUCAAGCGCGAUAACUGCGUGUAUCCACGUGCCAACCUCCCGCGUGAAACGUAUCGCGGCAAUCGAUGGGCGUACGAGACCGAAUGCAAUGUCUUGGGAUGGAAGCUUGCGAGCUUGAAUGCUAACGAGAUUGCUGGCAAACGAGGCCUUAUCCAGCGCGCAGUCGAUUCUUACCGGAACCGUUAUCCGAGUAUGCGGUCAAGACGCGUGGCACGACAGGAGAAACUGCUGAACGGGACACUUCGUAAACGCAAACUUCGCGAGUCCGAGAACGACCAUCAUCUCCUCUGCCAUGCCGACGAACCAGCUGACAAGAUGCUCAAGACCAUGGCCUCGAUGGAACAGCAACAGCAACAGCAGCAGCAGCAACGAUAUCUGCCAAAGACAAUCUCUAUCGACGACGGACCGCAGGGCACGAAAUGUCGGAUACGGAUCAAUGUCGAAACUGUGCCCCUGGAUGUGAUUGAUGCGCCAUUCCGGAAAAGCAACUGUGUGUUUCCACGCGCUAUCAACAUCACGGCCAACACGCCUGCAGUGACGCAACGCCAGCUCGAUGAGGCACGAUGCAACGAACUGGGAUGGAAACUGGCUUGGCUGAAUCCACGGCAACUUGCCAAUCGCAAAAGCCUGCUGCAGCGUGUGCUCGAUAUUUACCGGAUCAAAUUUGCGCCCCAUCUCAAUCCUCGCAAAUAUGCUUCUCGGAUGCCUCCUGCGCCCUUUGCGCCACCGCCACGGUCUGAACAACCACUCAAGCUGACCGCCGAGACGCUUGCCGCCCAACAGCAACAGCUGGCUGCCCAAGAAAAGCGUCAACAGCAGCGUCGGCAAGAAGACGAGGAAUCCAUCUUUAGUGGAACCACCGUCUCACUUGACUUUCGCGACUGCUUCUCCCCUCCUCCAGAAGUCGCAGAUGAGCCUGUCUUCCUUGAAGACGACGACAUCGACGAUAUCCAACAACAACAACAGCAGCAGCAGCAAACAACACCUCAACCACCACCUCCACAACAACAACAACAUCAGCAUCAGCAACCAUCCGCAGGUCUCCUUUCCAACGCCAAUCUUGCGGAUUACGCGAUCGAUCAUCUCAUGUUACCCGCAUCCAGAGGCGAUCUCAUGUUAUGUCAAGGAAAUGAUAGUCAAGAUGUGGUGGCCGCCGCGGCUGCAGCUGCAGCUGCAGCUGCCGCAUCAGCGCAGGAUUUUUGUGCCGCAGACGACAUGAGUUGCCACUUGAGCGUCGAGACCAGCAGUAGUGGAACCAGCAGCAGCAAUCCAUCGAACCAUAGCUCCCCACGCCAUCAACCUACCAUGGUCGGUAUCGUUGACAAUGAUUUCUACAAUGCCACAGAGUUCUUGAUGGACGGUAGUGGUCUGUCAUUAUUUGGCCAGCAAGAACGGGCGACGGACGAGCUACUCAAACGAUACAUAGACGAACAUGAUAUGCUUACGCCAGGCGAUCCACAUAUUGGCUCCCGGAUGAUGGAUGAUGACGAUGUUGUGCUGGGCUACCUAUCCACAGACUCUUUACUGAACCAACUAUUCUGA
This is a messenger RNA of Zychaea mexicana, 2187 nucleotides long. RefSeq lists its product as uncharacterized. The transcript is spliced from 4 exons. Gene Ontology annotation, molecular function: DNA-binding transcription factor activity. Lineage: Eukaryota; Fungi; Mucoromycota; Mucoromycetes; Mucorales; Lichtheimiaceae. The record is from RefSeq and is a predicted model, not a curated record. Bases 1 to 2187 code for a protein of 728 amino acids.